CCAUCUACACAUUAACCUGGGAAGUGCCCCCAUUAUCUCAGGACAAUAAAAACAGGAUAAAGUUCAACUCUCUCUCCCAUUUCUCUCUCUCUCUCUCUCUCUUCACACUCUACUUUCUUUCUUUCUUUCUUCUUACCUUCUCUUUCUCUUCCCAACACAAAGCACCUUCUUCUUCUCUUAUUGACUUAAAGACUCAUCAUUUCUGGAUCUCCUGGUGUAAAGACCUUUUAAAAGUUUAAGAACUUAUUAACUUGAAUUGGUGUAUGGUGCAACCCGUCUCGGUACUUUCUUUAUUAGAAGCUUAUAAGGUGGAUCCAUAUUUUUUUCUUGGAAAAUGAUGAUGAUGUUUGAUGAGAUGGGUUGCAAUGAUUUGGAUAUGAUAUCUGCUCCCCUUGGAGAGGAGGAUAUUACCGCCCGGCAAACUGAACCAGAGGCGAUAGUUGAGGAUGAUUUUAGUGAUGAAGAAAUUGGGAUGGAUGAGCUUGAGCAUAGGAUGUGGAAGGACAAACUGCUUCACAAGCGAUUGAAGGAGCAAAGUAAAGUUAAGGAAGGAGUUGAUGCUGUGAAGCAGAGGCAGUCCCAAGAACAGGCCAGGAGGAAAAAGAUGUCAAGGGCUCAAGAUGGAAUCUUGAAGUACAUGCUGAAGAUGAUGGAGGUUUGCAAGGCUCAAGGCUUUGUCUAUGGCAUAAUUCCUGAGAAGGGAAAGCCUGUGACUGGUGCAUCUGAUAAUCUUCGCGAAUGGUGGAAGGAUAAAGUCCGGUUUGAUCGCAAUGGUCCUGCUGCCAUAGCCAAGUAUCAAGCUGAUAAUGCUAUCCCAGGGAAGAAUGAUGGAUGCAACUCCAUGGGUCCAACUCCUCACACGCUGCAAGAGCUGCAGGACACAACCUUGGGUUCUCUAUUGUCUGCACUCAUGCAGCACUGUGACCCCCCUCAGAGGCGGUUUCCGUUGGAGAAGGGCGUUCCUCCACCAUGGUGGCCUACAGGGAAUGAAGAGUGGUGGCCCCAAAUUGGUUUACCUAAAGAUCAAGGUCCUCCACCUUACAAGAAGCCUCAUGACCUUAAGAAGGCUUGGAAAGUUGGUGUUCUGACUGCUGUUAUCAAGCACAUGUCUCCUGAUAUCACCAAAAUUCGCAAGCUUGUGAGGCAAUCCAAGUGCCUUCAAGAUAAAAUGACAGCCAAGGAAAGUGCCACCUGGCUUGCAAUCAUCAAUCAGGAGGAGGCCUUGGCAAGAGAGCUUUACCCUGAUUAUAUCCCCCCAUUAGCCUCAGGUGGAGGUAGUGGAUCUGUGGUCAUGAAUGAUAGCAGUGAGUAUGAUGUUGAAGGUGGUGUUGAUGAGCCUAACUUUGACGUGGAGGACCGGCGACCUGAGAGUCUUCACACAUCCAAUCUCGCCAUGGAGAGAAUGAGGGGAGGUCUGCCAGUUCAGCAGCCCUCUUUUUCAAUCAAGGGAGAGGCUGUUACAAAUUUGGAUUUCAUGAGGAAGAGGAAGGCCUCUAAUGAGUUCAACAUGAUGGAUAUGAAAAUUUACACAUGUGAACAACCUCAGUGCCCUUACAGUCAAGUUCGCCUUGGUUUCCCUGAUAGAAUUUCUAGGGACAACCAUCAAUUGAUUUGUGCAUAUAAAGGUAAUUCUUCAGAUUUUGGGGGUCCAAGUUUUCAUGUUAAUGAGGUAAAGCCUGUCAUAUAUCCCCAGUCCUUUGUUCAACCCAAAUCCACUGCGCAGUCUGUUAAUAUGGCUCCACCUGUAAUUGAUCUCACUGGACUUGAAGUUUCAGAAGAUGGCCAGAAGAUGAUCGGUGACCUUAUGACUAACUAUGAUACAAAUGUUCAAGGCAACAAGAAUGUAAGUUCCUGUAACCGCUUUGCAGCAGAAAAUUCAAACUCUCCUCAGCAUGGCAUGCAGCAGCAACAGAACAACUUCAUUUGCGGCCAAGGAAUCACUAUGGAAGGGAACAACCUCUUUGAAGAAGCUAACAUGUCCAAUAAUCAUCACAUGUUUGCAAGGGAGGAAGGUCAGUUUGACCGGUUCAAAGCUUUGAAUGCACCCUUUGAGACCACUCAGAACAACAACAACAACAACUUUCAUUCGAUGUUUGGGUCCUUUUGUGAUUUGGCAUCAUUUGAUUUUAAGGAGGAUAUGCAAGGAGUAGGGAUGGAUGCUCUUCAGAAACAGCCAGAUAUUUCUAUAUGGUACCAGUGAAAGUGACAAAUGGAAUCUGCAAGAUCAUUAUCUACAUCAUGAACUCUUAUUUUCCUUCCAAGGGUUGCACCCCUGAUCAUGUGAAGUUGCUUAAGCCAAAAGUUUCACUGCAAUUUUCUUCACCUGUAAUUCUGUAGGCCUAGAACUAGAUAUUAUUAUAUGUUUCUGCUUUACAGGUCUAGUAUAUGUUACAAUAAAAACUUAUAUGUUCCCAUUAAGUGGCCCUUUCAUGGUGAUUUUAUUUUUUUCUUUUUCAGUUCAGCCUUCUUGUUACUUGAGAUUAUUCUCUGUAAGACUGUGAUAUAAAUAAGAUUCUAAAUUUUACUUUUACCAUA
Messenger RNA from Cajanus cajan (pigeon pea), 2535 nucleotides. Its product is annotated as ETHYLENE INSENSITIVE 3-like 1 protein. Gene Ontology annotation, molecular function: DNA-binding transcription factor activity; DNA binding. NCBI's taxonomy places the organism in Eukaryota, Viridiplantae, Streptophyta, Magnoliopsida, Fabales, Fabaceae. The record is from RefSeq and is a predicted model, not a curated record. Gene Ontology annotation, cellular component: nucleus.